Molecule: messenger RNA, 2567 nt
Organism: Durio zibethinus
Lineage: Eukaryota; Viridiplantae; Streptophyta; Magnoliopsida; Malvales; Malvaceae
Source: RefSeq, a predicted model, not a curated record
AGGGUCGAGGAAGCAAGAGUUCAGAGUUGGAAAGGGGACAGCAGAUUUGGGUUUGUCUCCGUCUUUCCUUAAAAAGGGGAAAAAAAAUUCAAUUUUUUCUUAUUUUUAAAAAGAAAAGGCGAGAAAAAAGGCGCUCCUUUAACCGAUCUGAGAGAGAAAGAGCAGAGCAGCGAAGCCAAAGAGUGAAGCAAAGCAGAAACCGAACCGGACACGACUGCUCAGCUCUUUGACAUUAGAUUGAGAUGAUUUGGGUGUGAAUGUUGAAGAAUCAAGAUGGACGGUUUUUUUUUUUUUUUCUGUACCCAACAUCUUAUUUUGAUGUUAUUUUUGUUGUCAAAAGCAGGGCUUUGGUUGGCUACAUGUGGGAUAGUAUGCUUUGGGAGAAUAGUGUAGUUUAGCUUCUGAGAGAUAUUUUGGUUUAAAGUUGGAGGCUUGAUGAAUAACAAUAACCUACCAAAGAAUUUUGGGGCUCAAUCCCAGUUUGGGAAUUCUGGGGCUGUGCCAAAGUUGCAAUCGACAACGAUGAGCAAUCAACCUCAAGCGCAAGGUGGGCCUCAGUUUCCGGGCCAUUUUCAAUUGUCUGAGCCUCAAGCACAGGUGCUUGCACAGGCACAGUACGUGCAGGCUCAUGCUCAAGCACAAGCUCAGGCUGCCCAUUCCCAAUUCCAAGCUCAGGUGCAAUCGCAAAAUGUUAGUAAUAAUAAUGCCACUGCCAUCUCUUCCCCUGCAGUUUCCUCCCCUGUCUCGGGAAGUACCAAGCGGUCUUCUCAGAAGCCAUCUUCUAAAAAUUCUGGUUCAUCUAAUAGCAAUAUGGCUUCUCUGUUUAAAACAAUGGAGUUAACCCCAGCUGCUCUUAGAAAAAAACGGAAGCUUCCUGAGAGACAAAUUCCUGAUAAGGUGGCUGCAAUCUUACCAGAAUGUGCUCUAUAUACUCAGUUGCUUGAGUUUGAGGCUAAGGUGGAUGCUGCUUUGUCAAGAAAGAAGAUCGACAUUCAAGAGUCACUUAAAAACCCUCCCUGUGUUCAGAAGACACUUAGACUGUAUGUUUUAAAUACUUAUGCCAAUCAGGGACAAACAGAUCCUGACAAGACGAGUACAGAGACUCCAUCAUGGUCACUUAAGAUUAUUGGUAGGAUAUUGGAAGAUGGGAAAGAUCCUGUUCUGGCUGGAAAGGUGCAGAAAUCAUACCCAAAAUUCUCAUCUUUCUUUAAGAAAAUUACAAUAUACUUGGACGCAAGUCUCUAUCCAGAUAACCAUGUGAUUUUGUGGGAGAGUGCUAGAUCACCUGCCCUUCAUGAGGGCUUUGAGGUGAAGAGGAAAGGAGACAAGGAAUCUACUGUGAGAAUACGACUAGAAAUGAAUUAUAUGCCUGAAAGAUUCAAACUUUCACCUGUUCUAGCAGAAGUCCUGGGAAUUGAAGUAGAUACACGCCCAAGAAUCUUGGCUGCAAUUUGGCAUUAUGUGAAGUCAAAGAAGUUACAGAAUUAUGAGGACAAUUCCUUCUUUGCAUGUGAUCCACCACUGCAGAAGGUAUUUGGGGAAGAAAAAAUGAAAUUCAUUAUGGUUUCACAUAAGAUAACACAGCAUUUAACUCCUCUACAGCCUAUACAUUUGGAGCAUAGGAUCAAGCUUUCAGGGAACUGCCCUGUUGGAUCUACUUGUUAUGAUGUCCUGGUUGAUGUGCCCUUUCCGUUAGAAAGGGAAAAGUCUUCUUUCCUGGCAGACAUGGAAAAGAACAAAGAUAUUGAUGCUUGUGAUGAAGUAAUUUCUGCUGCCAUAAAGAAGAUACAUGAGCAUUGUCGGAGACGAGCUUUCUUCCUCGGUUUCAGCCAGUCUCCUGCAGAGUUUAUUAAUUCUUUAGUUGCUUCCCAAAGCAAGGAUCUGAAGCUUUUUGCUGGAGAUGCUAACCGUAAUGCUGAAAAGGAGCGGCGAUCUGAAUUCUAUAACCAACCAUGGCUUUUUGCUUUUUCCCUAUUUUCUGGAUCUUUUAGGAUUGAAGAUGCUGUAAUACGUUACCUGAAUCGCAAGUCUAUGGGAGGGGAUUCUCUUGGAAGCACUUAGCAGGGUUCUGUUGAAUUAUUGAUUGUUCAUAUAAAUUUCUAGGCUUCUAACUUUUGGCUUGCAUCUUAUUGCUUGUUGGUUGAGGGAACAUCAGAUGCCACAGACACAGAAAACAUUCCAAGUGGCACUUUGGAUAGAAAAUUUCCUCUUCAAGUUGUCUGAAUUCAGCAUGGCAUUUAUCAGCUCCAUCAACCAACACAUUUGCUUCUUUUGUUGUAUUGCCUAAGUGCAAAAUGCUUAGGUAGUUAGCCCUUCCAUUAUUUCCAAGUUGUCCCAAUCAUCUCCAAAUUGAUUUUAUAUGGAGUUUGAUUUCUAGAAUAUUUAUUUUCGAUUCUGCUAUCAAGGGUUUGUGAUUGAUUCUAAUUAAAGGACUCAGCAGCUGUAAUGUAAGUCGAUUUGCUUUCUAUUUUCUUAGGUGUAUAAUAGCUGAACGCAAUUUGUAUCCUUUUACUAGUUAAUAGUUCAUCUUUAUAUGGGAAAAAGAGAAUUUAUUCCCUGUUAUUUUU